Molecule: messenger RNA, 2574 nt
Organism: Engraulis encrasicolus (European anchovy)
Lineage: Eukaryota; Metazoa; Chordata; Actinopteri; Clupeiformes; Engraulidae
Gene: pde6a
Product: phosphodiesterase 6A, cGMP-specific, rod, alpha
Exons: 23
Coding region: 1-2574 (857 amino acids)
Biological process (GO): retina development in camera-type eye; signal transduction
Cellular component (GO): photoreceptor outer segment membrane
Molecular function (GO): protein binding; 3',5'-cyclic-nucleotide phosphodiesterase activity
Source: RefSeq, a predicted model, not a curated record
AUGGGUGCGGUGGACAAGGAUGUGGCUGAGAAGUUCCUGGACAGCAACCCGGCGUUCGCCAAGCAGUACUACGACACCAAGUUCCGUCCGCAACUCAUCUCAGAUCUGCUGGGCGGCAAGGUCAGCGUGCACGUGGACCGGGCCAAGUUCCACGCGCUGAACUCGCUGGAGGAGAGUGAGAUCGUGUUUGACCUGAUCCGUGACAUCCAGGAGGACAUCCAGAUGGAGAAGGCCACCUUCAAUGUCAUGCGGCACAUGAGCUUCAUGAUCCGUGCAGACCGCAUGAGCCUGUUCAUGUACCGCCAGCGCAACGGCGUGGCCGAGCUGGCGACACGCCUCUUCAACGUUCACAAGGACGCCACACUGGAGGAAUGCCUGGUGCCUCCAGACAGUGAGAUUGUCUACCCGCUGGACAUCGGCAUCAUCGGACACGUGGCACUCACCAAGAAGAUGGUCAACGUCAAGGAUGUCUCGCAGGAUGAGCACUUCAGCGACUUUGUGGACACCCUGCAAAACUACCAGACCAAGAACAUCCUGGCCACGCCCAUCAUGAACGGCAAAGACAUGGUGGCUGUCAUCAUGGCCGUCAACAAACUGGAUGGGCCACACUUCACCACUGAGGAUGAGGAGGCUUUCAAUAAAUACCUCAACUUUGCCAAUCUGGUGGUGCGAGUGUAUCAUCUGAGUUACCUGCACAACUGUGAAACCAGACGUGGACAGGUGCUGCUGUGGUCAGCCAGCAAGGUGUUUGAAGAGAUGACAGACGUCGAGAGGCAGUUCCACAAGGCACUCUAUACGGUCAGAGAAUUCCUCAACUGUGACCGCUACUCUGUUGGCCUUCUGGACAUGACCAAGACUAAGGAGUUCUAUGACCAGUGGCCUGUGCUGAUGGGAGAAGUGCCUCCGUAUGAUGGACCCAAGACCCCAGACGGAAGAGAAAUUAAUUUCUACAAAGUGAUUGAUUACAUCCUUCAUGGCAAAGAGGAUAUCAAGGUCAUUCGGAGUCCUCCUGCUGAUCACUGGGCUCUUGUCAGUGGACUUCCGGGCUAUGUUGCUGAGACGGGACUGAUAUGCAAUAUCAUGGAUGCUGGCCACGAUGAUUUCUUCAACUUCCAGAAAGGGCCCUUGGAUAGGUCGGGUUGGACUAUCAAGAACGUCCUGUCUCUGCCCAUAGUCAACAAGAAGGAAGAAAUUGUCGGUGUGGCUACGUUUUACAACAGGAAGGACGGCAAGCCGUUUGACGAUAUGGAUGAGGCACUGAUGGAGUCACUCACACAGUUCCUGGGUUGGUCAGUGCUGAAUACAGACACCUACGACAAGAUGAACAAACUGGAGAACCGGAAAGACAUCUUCCAAGACAUGGUCAUGUACCACAUCAAGUGCCGCAAGGACGAGAUCCAAUAUGUCCUGAACACGCGUGAGCGCUAUGGUCGAGAACCGCAUGACUGUGAGGAAUGGGAGCUGGAAGACAUCCUGAAAGAGGUGCUGCCCGAUGCUAGGCAGUCUGAGAUCUUAGAGUUCCACUUCUACGAUGCCCAUCACACAGAGCUGGACCUGGUCAAGUGUGGCAUCAGGAUGUACUAUGAGCUGGGGGUGGUCGACGUGUUUCACGUCCCUCGAGAGGCCCUGACGAGAUUUUGUUACUCUCUGAGUAAAGGUUACCGUGCAAUCACCUACCACAACUGGAGACAUGGGUUCAAUGUGGGCCAGACCAUGUUCACACUCUUAAUGACGGGGAUGCUGAAACGCUACUACACUCCUCUGGAGACUUUUGCCAUGGUCACUGCUGGCCUCUGUCAUGACAUUGACCACCGUGGCACCAACAACCUCUACCAGAUGAAAUCUGGCAACCCCUUGGCAAAGCUGCACGGCUCUUCCAUUCUGGAAAGGCACCAUCUGGAGACUGGGAAGAACCUUCUGCGGGAUGAUGCACUGAAUAUCUUCCAAAACCUCACCCGGGAACAGCAUGCAUUUGUCAUUCGCCUGAUGGACAUUGCUAUCAUUGCCACCGACCUUGCCCUCUACUUCAAAAAGAGGACAAUGUUCCAGAAGAUUGUGGAUCAGUCCAAAACUUUCGAGGAUCAGGCCGAGUGGGUCAAGUACAUGCAGGGGGAAUCAACCCGGAAGGAGAUUGUUAUGGCCAUGAUGAUGACAGCAUGUGACUUGUCUGCCAUUGCCAAACCCUGGGAGGUUCAGAGCAAGGUGGCCCUGUCUGUGGCAGCAGAGUUCUGGGAGCAGGGAGAUCUGGAGAGGACCGUUCUAGAGCAGCAGCCCAUUCCCAUGAUGGACCGCACCAAGUCUGCUGAUCUGCCCAAAAUGCAGUGCGGUUUCAUCGAUUUUGUCUGCGCUUUUGUGUACAAGGAGUUCUCCCGGUUCCAUGAGGAGAUUACCCCCAUGCUGGACCGCCUGCUAAACAACCGGAAGGAGUGGAACGCACUCAAAGAGAUCCACGAGGCCAAACUCGCCGCCAUAGAGGCUGAGAAGCAGGCCAAGGAGGAGGCCGAGAACGCAAAAUUAGCUGCUACCCAAGCGCCACCACCACCGGCGCAGUCCAAGUCCUGCCGUAUCAGCUGA